AUGCUCUUGACUACCUCGCCUGUGUCUACUUCAAUUAGUGGAUAUAUUAUUAUUUGUGUUUUACUGCUUCUUCAUAUUUUAUGUGCUCUAAAUCCCACACACAUUAAUUCUCUUUGUGGAUUUAAUGUGUGGCUAUAUUUUUAUCCGCGAGUAACAAAAGAAAGUAACAACCUCCAGCAAGGGAUAAAAUCAAGUGAGGGAAAAAAAAAAAAUUAUUCUACCCAACAACAACUCAAUAUAUUAUAUUCAAAUCCCAAAGGAAUGCCGUCAGUGCCAUUACUAUUAUCCCCGCCAUUGCCAUCAUGUACUAUUGAAUCUAUAAUUAAUGCAUUUAAACUUUAUGGGAACAGUAUAGGUGCCCAAAAAGUAAUGGCCUUCACGUACAACCCACCUUCGAAACUGUCAACAACAUCGCCAUCUUCCCAUGAUUUGGCGAUUUCCAUUUCAUCUGAAGUUUUGCAACUUAUAGGGUCUUAUGAAUUGUCCACCAGUCAACCACUUUCUAUGGAAUUUUGUAACCGUGUGAAAUUGAGCAUUUUAGCUGCUCUUGGUGAAAACCAAUUGGGAGAUAAUUAUGACAAUCUAAUCGUUUAUUUCAAAGAUAAUGAAAAUCAACGAAUAAUUGGUCAUUUUUUGAAUGAAUAUUUACUUAUCUACAUCUAA
Messenger RNA from Candida dubliniensis CD36, 663 nucleotides. RefSeq lists its product as uncharacterized. Lineage: Eukaryota; Fungi; Ascomycota; Pichiomycetes; Serinales; Debaryomycetaceae. The record is from RefSeq and is a predicted model, not a curated record.